Messenger RNA from Postia placenta MAD-698-R-SB12, 1122 nucleotides. RefSeq lists its product as hypothetical. Gene Ontology annotation, cellular component: nucleus. The transcript has 5 exons. The record is from RefSeq and is a predicted model, not a curated record. NCBI's taxonomy places the organism in Eukaryota, Fungi, Basidiomycota, Agaricomycetes, Polyporales, Adustoporiaceae. Gene Ontology annotation, biological process: poly(A)+ mRNA export from nucleus. The coding region runs from base 1 to 1122 and encodes 373 amino acids.
AUGGCCGACACGGUAGACCUCGAGCGAGAAAUUUUCGGGCGUGACUCGGAUGACGACCUCUCGUCGCCGGAGGAGGACGAGGUGCCGCAGAGGCGCGCAGGGAAGGAGUCCCUCGCCGUGCCAGACGAGGAGUCCUCAGCAGACUCCGGGGACGAGUAUGUGCAGGAAAAGCGCGCCCCGAAACCGAAGGUCCGCCGGAGCAGCAGGCGCGGGGCGGAAGACGGGGCGCAGCGGCCAAAGCAGAGGAAGCGGAAGCGAAAGCAGGUGGAGGAGGUGGACCUGAGCCAGCUGCCGCCCGAGCAAGCCGGCAAGAUGAGGCUCGACAUGCAGCUUGAGGCGAUCCUGAAACCGAAGCGUGCCUCCAAGCCGAGGCGGAAGAAGAAGGACGACGACGACGUCCUGGACAGAUACGCCGACGAGGAGGUCUCCCGGCUCCGCGAGGCCAUGAUGACUGCUGCGCAAGACGACGAACAAGCGAACAGAGAGAAGCUGCCUGCUACGUCGAAGCUGAGAUUGCUCCCACAAGUGAUGGAAGUUCUGCGCAAAAACUCUUUGUCGCAGUCAAUCAUCGACAACAAUCUCCUGGAGGGUGUGCGGAAGUGGCUGGAGCCUCUGCCCGAUAAGUCUCUCCCUGCACUGGACAUCCAGAAAGAAUUCUUCCCCAUCCUUAAGAAAAUGGAGUUCAUCGACACGCCUGUUCUCAAGGAGGCGCGUCUUGGCCCGGUGAUCAUCUUCUACACCAAAUGCAAGCGAGUAACGCCCGACAUCGCCCGUCUCGCCAAUGACCUUGUGUCCGCGUGGUCCCGGCCAAUCAUCAAGCGCAGCGCGUCUUACAGGGACCGCAUUAUCCCGACUGCGCACAGUGGUGACGGCGACAGCGGCCGACCUGGUGGUGAGCGGCUGAACGCUAUUCUGGCGCGGGCAAAAGAGAGCGAGAAGAAUCGCGUGCGCAAGAAUGCGGUGAUGAUUCCUCAGCGCAUGCUGGGCAGCUAUACUGUGGCGCCCAAGUCGAAUACCGGCAAUGCAAAGAACACUAUGAGCGUCGACGUGGAUAUCGAGCGACGGAAGAAGAACGCGGAGAGGUUGCGGACUCUCACACGCAAGAUCACGACGAAGACGUGA